AUGACAGUCAUCGGCAAGACGCUGGGAGCACUUGACACUGUCGUGCCAUUGGAUGAAGCUGUAUUCGAUUCCGGAGAAGCGGCUGACCAAGUGCUUCCGGCCGAGUCGAUUGUUGCAUUGCUCGCUGACGAAGUGGAUGGCGAUGCCGCGCUGUUACCGUCGAUCGAGGUCGAGUUGGCGAAGGGCAGUGCGGUUGUUAGAAGGCCUGAGCUUUGA
Messenger RNA from Cladophialophora yegresii CBS 114405, 216 nucleotides. RefSeq lists its product as uncharacterized. The record is from RefSeq and is a predicted model, not a curated record. NCBI's taxonomy places the organism in Eukaryota, Fungi, Ascomycota, Eurotiomycetes, Chaetothyriales, Herpotrichiellaceae. The transcript has a single exon. The coding region runs from base 1 to 216 and encodes 71 amino acids.